AUGGACUCCUCCUCCACCUCCGGGUCCGGGGCCGCCGUCGCAGGGCCCGAGCCGACGUCAAGCCGCCGCGCCAGCUACGGCCCGGUCCUCGAGGACGAGCCGCCGCGCCUCCGCUUCACCGUCGGGCAGUACCCGACCAGGUUCCCGCUGGCGGACGCCCCCGGCUUCAUCUCCUCCAUCGGCGCCGCCCUCGCCCGCCACGCCGACGCCGACGCGCAGGUCGAGCCGCUCGAGAUCUCCCUCGUCUUCCGCGCCCCGCACCAGCACUACAUCGCCAGCCUCGGCGCGUACGCCACGGAGCACCCCCACGCCGCGCUCGUCACGGCCGACCACGUCCGCGCGUGGCUGCGCUUCGGCAUGGCCCGCGCCGCGGGUUCCUUCGUGCUCGAGCUGCCACCACGCCCGCGGUCGACGACCGAGGAGAGCGCGUCGGGUGCGGCGGCGGAAGCAGAGAAGAACGGCGUGGCUCUGGAGCUGCCGCGCUCGGCCGCGUCGGCGAUCGUGGCGCUGACCCUGGGCGACGCCACCCUCGCGCUCCCCGCGCCCGCGGACGCCUCGUUCCACGCGCUCGCGGAGCUGCUGCUCAGCAACGCCCGGAUCAGCGACCAGCACCGCCUCAGCGGGCUCCUCUCGUCCCCGUCCUUCCCUCGCCUGAAGAGGCUUCGGCUCGAGCACCUGGCGGGCGUGGGGGAGCUGGACCUCUGCGUCGGCGACCUCGAGGAGCUGGCGAUCGUGGGCGUGCGCGACCUGUGGUGCCUGCAGGUGAGCGCGCCACGCCUGCGCGCGCUCCGCGUCACCGAGUGCUUCAGGCUGGAGUCCAGCGCAGGGGAGCUGGCGAUCGCCGCGCCGGCGCUCGAGGCGCUCACGUGCUCCAGCAUGUGCAGGAUGCAGGGCCUGCAGUUCGACAGCGGGCCGUCCGUUCGGGAGAUCGGGGGGCUUCCCCUGUGGACGCACGGGCACGCCAACCAUGCCGCCCGCAACGAGGCCGCCAUAUCGAUCCCGAAGCAAUGCACCGCCGCGCACCGCCUUAACCUGGACCUACAUGUGCCCAGCUAUAUGAGGGAGGCCCUGGUGGAUGGUAUGGAUUCAGGGAUGGCGGAUUGUGAGAGCAUACUAGUGGAUGACAUACCACAGCUACUUAACAUCACUGCUCUGAGGGUCAAUAUCUCAACAUGGAAGGGGCAUUCAUAUGCUGCCAGUUUGGCAAGGCUCAUUGCACAGUGCAGCAAUCUGGAAGAUCUCCGCAUUGAAGUCACGAGAGGCACCGAGAAGCCGGCAUGCUUGGAUCGAGCUUGCGUCUGCCACGACGAAGACGGCUGGGAGAACCAGCAGCUCUCACUGGAGCGCCUUGUACACUUGAACAUCACCGGGUUCCAGGGACUGGACUACGAGGAGCGCCUGGCUCAGAUGAUACUGGCAGGCACCCCAGCUCUCAAGAGAGAAUGAAGUUGCCUUAGAGAGGGAGUGGGUGUUCAUUCCUUCCUACUCCAGGGUCGUUGGAUCACUUGUGGCGAUAGUAGAUGCCGAAUUGGCUAGACGCAUGAGACCAUCUCAAUUCUGAUAUGCUAGCUUGAAUGUUCUGUGCUUCUUUAGGAGGCAUCAAAAGUUCAAAACCGAGGAUGGUAAUUUUCGUCGAGCACUUGAAGUUCAUCUAUUAGUUCGUCUUCUCAUGCCAUGCCCUAGCUGUUGUUGCAAUCGUUCUGGUGUAUGUUGCACUAGCUACUCGGUCUUGUGAGCUGUGGUGAGCUGAAAUGUGAUCUUG
This is a messenger RNA of Triticum dicoccoides, 1762 nucleotides long. RefSeq lists its product as uncharacterized. Bases 1 to 1446 code for a protein of 481 amino acids. The record is from RefSeq and is a predicted model, not a curated record. The transcript has 3 exons. NCBI's taxonomy places the organism in Eukaryota, Viridiplantae, Streptophyta, Magnoliopsida, Poales, Poaceae.